Messenger RNA from Glossina fuscipes, 860 nucleotides. RefSeq names its product wnt inhibitory factor 1. Bases 1 to 606 code for a protein of 201 amino acids. The transcript is spliced from 3 exons. NCBI's taxonomy places the organism in Eukaryota, Metazoa, Arthropoda, Insecta, Diptera, Glossinidae. The record is from RefSeq and is a predicted model, not a curated record.
AUGUCUUUUGGAUUAACUACAACUAUACACAUUGUAGCCUUUCAUCUUAUUGUUCGAGUCUUAAGCGUGGCUUUGAACUUGAAUCCUUCCACUUCGUGGUGUUCCGAUUAUGAAAUGUUGAUUGUGAAUACGCGACAUUGUGUAUCUCGUUGUCCUUUAAAGUGUAUUAACGAUAUUUGCUUCGAAGACGGCGUCUGUCCUUGCGAAAACUUCUACAUGACUUCGGGUGAAAAAGGUUUAAUAUGCAGUCGGGAAUGUUUACCAGGCUGCAAAGAAGCUGGAGGCUAUUGCGCCGGUCCACAAUUAUGCUUAUGUCCGGGAAAAAGUACAUUUUUUGAUAAAUUGAGGCAAAAAUGCAGAAAAUUAUCCUCGGUUAAGGAUAAAUGUUUGGGUCGUUGUCUUUAUGGUAAUUGUGAUAAAGACGGAGCGUGCACUUGUUUUCAGGGCUAUAAGUAUCAGCAAAAGCCAUUCGGCCAGUUAUGCAUGCCAGAGUGUAAACAAGAUUGUGGUCGCUUGGGUUAUUGCUUCCUUCCAAAUAUGUGUGCUUGUCGCAAGAGUUCCUAUCAUUACGGCCCUGAUGGUGUUUGCCAUCGGGACGAAGAUUAAAUUUAUUAUAGUAUUUGAAGAGAUAGUGCGUGCAAGCGCAACGAAAAUCUCUUAUCAAAAUACAAAUGAAUGAAUUUUAUAAAAGUGAAACGACCGUCUUUUUGCCAUAACAACAAAAAAAAAAAAACCGCUGAUAAAGAAUUUAUGAAGACGUUCCUACUCCAUAAAUAAGAGCACUAUACCGCGUUUAGUAAUCUCUUUAAAGCAGAGGUUUCGAAUCGGGGGAGACGGAAUCUGUUGACGCGAAAGAAACU